AGAAAGAAAAAGGGAAAGAAUAACAGUAAAUCAGUAAAAAAUAAUUAUGAGCGGAGGAGGUGACGAGCGGAAGCAGCAGCUGGAGUUGCCACCGGGGUUCAGAUUUCACCCGACGGAUGAGGAGCUGGUGAACCAUUAUUUGUGCAGGAAAUGCGCUUCCCAGCCUCUCGCUGUUCCAAUCAUCACAGAAAUUGAUCUUUACAAAUUUGAUCCAUGGAACCUCCCUCACAUGGCACUUUACGGAGAGAAAGAAUGGUAUUUCUUUUCGCCAAGGGACAGAAAAUAUCCAAACGGUUCAAGGCCGAACCGGGCAGCUGGAACCGGGUACUGGAAGGCGACUGGGGCAGACAAGCACAUUGGAAAGCCCAAGGCACUCGGGAUCAAAAAGGCACUCGUCUUCUACGCCGGUAAACCCCCAAAAGGACUCAAAACCAAUUGGAUCAUGCACGAGUACCGCCUCGCCAAUGUCGACCGCUCCGCCGCCGCUGCCAAGAAACAUAAAAACCUCAGGCUUGAUGAUUGGGUACUAUGCCGCAUAUACAAUAAGGUCACCAAUAAAAUAACCAAGUACCCAGAAAUAUUGGAUGAGCAAAAACCGGAAAUGACCAUAAUGCCGCCACCACCACAAACACAUCACAUGAUGGAUAUGUCGAUGGAAUCAGUACCCAGGUUGCAGCAGACGGCGGACUACUCGAGCUGCUCGGAGCGUGUGCUGUCGCCGGAGGUUACGCCGGAGAAGGAGGUCCAAAGUGUACUGAAAUGGAGCAAUGAAGUGGAGAAUGCCUUUAAUACUGUUGAUAAUCAGUUCCUGAAUUACAUGGAUGGCUUCUCGGAUAUUAUGAACCCUUUUGGGGGCCGAAUGCAAAUGGAGCAGCAGCAACAACCCUACCAGUUGCAGGACAGGUUCUCCUACCCCCACGACCAAUUUUAAGCCAACUUAAAAUGGCAAGACAGAGGACAACAAAGAAGAAAAAAGGAUCCCCGUAAUUACAUGAUUUAGUAGCAGCUCCUAUUAUUCUUUUGAAUUUCGUUACGUAACCAAUUUAAUUUAAUUUUGGAUGUCUAUAAAAAAUAAAAAGGGACGUUUAGUGACUAAUAGCAAUAGUGCCCGCGCGAUGCUGCGGAUUUUAAAACUGUAUAAAACAUGCAAAAAAUUCUAAAUACACACGAUAUGCAAUAUUAUUUAUAUA
Messenger RNA from Pyrus x bretschneideri (Chinese white pear), 1190 nucleotides. RefSeq names its product NAC transcription factor 32-like. The transcript is spliced from 3 exons. The record is from RefSeq and is a predicted model, not a curated record. Gene Ontology annotation, molecular function: DNA binding. Bases 47 to 931 code for a protein of 294 amino acids. Gene Ontology annotation, biological process: regulation of DNA-templated transcription. NCBI's taxonomy places the organism in Eukaryota, Viridiplantae, Streptophyta, Magnoliopsida, Rosales, Rosaceae.